CUCUUCACCCACAGCUUAGAUCUCUUCCUUUCUCCUUUUCAGUUUUAGCAAAAGGGAACACAUGGCCAAGGAUAUCGAGACGACGGCGGAGCAAGGCGGAGGCGAGUUUUCUGCCAAGGACUACCACGAUCCUCCGCCGGCACCACUGAUCGACUUCGACGAGCUCACCAAAUGGUCGUUUUAUAGGGCUUGUAUAGCCGAGUUCAUUGCCACUCUUCUUUUCUUGUAUGUCACGGUGUUGACCGUGAUCGGCCACAAAGUCCAAACCGACCCGGCCAAGAACACCGUUGACCCGGACUGCGGUAGCGUCGGCAUUCUCGGUAUUGCUUGGGCUUUCGGUGGCAUGAUCUUCAUCCUCGUUUACUGCACCGCCGGUAUCUCAGGAGGACACAUCAACCCGGCGGUGACGCUUGGACUUUUCUUGGGGCGUAAGGUAUCACUGAUCCGAGCCAUCAUGUACAUGGUGGCUCAGUGCUUGGGUGCAAUCUGCGGCUGUGGGUUGGUCAAGGCUUUCCAAAAGACUUACUACAACAGCUACGGCGGCGGUGCCAACGAACUCCAACCGGGCUUCAACAAGGGCACCGGCUUGGGCGCUGAAAUCAUCGGCACCUUCGUUCUCGUCUACACAGUCUUCUCGGCCACCGAUCCCAAGAGGAGCGCCAGGGACUCCCAUGUUCCUGUGUUGGCACCGCUCCCCAUUGGAUUCGCCGUGUUCAUGGUUCACCUUGCCACAAUCCCGAUCACCGGAACCGGCAUCAACCCUGCAAGGAGCUUUGGAGCUGCUGUGAUUUACAACAAAGAAAAGGCUUGGGACGAUCAAUGGAUGUUCUGGGUUGGACCCUUCAUCGGAGCUGCCAUUGCUGCCUUCUACCACCAAUUCAUCCUAAGAGCAGCAGCCAUUAAAGCCCUCGGAUCUUUCAGGAGCAAUGCUUAAUUUCACUUCCAUUUUCAUAGCUAAUCACAGCAACAACAAAUGUUCAUCAAUUAUGGGGAUGCAAAAAUGAAUGCAAAUUAGUGCAUGUUUGUGUGGGGGAGGUGAAGUGUAAAUAAGAAAAAAAUAUUCUAUGGAUAAGGGUGUCUUUUUAAUCCCUGUUUGUAUUUUUAUUUUUGUUGCUUUUUGAUGUAUUUUGUAAUGAUUGUCAUCUUUGUUUUUAAUCUUAUCAUCUCCACCCCCUCUCCCAAAACAAAAAUGUUGUGUAUUUCCUAAAAUUAUUGUAAGUAUCAACCACUAUCUUUUUAAUUAA
Molecule: messenger RNA, 1244 nt
Organism: Hibiscus syriacus
Lineage: Eukaryota; Viridiplantae; Streptophyta; Magnoliopsida; Malvales; Malvaceae
Product: probable aquaporin PIP2-2
Exons: 3
Coding region: 62-934 (290 amino acids)
Biological process (GO): transmembrane transport
Cellular component (GO): plasma membrane
Molecular function (GO): water channel activity
Source: RefSeq, a predicted model, not a curated record